AUGGUAAGACUUACUGACGAUACCGGCGAAACGUCUGGGAAUGUACCACGUCCACGGUCUGACUCUGGACAUAAUUGUACAUAUUAUGGACUCCGGAUAAGAUGCCACCUAAUACCUUCAAAUUUGUCAUUACUACAUCUACCACCUGAACUCAGUCUGCACUUCGCCUACAGUUUGGCCUUUGGCCUUUUGGCGUUGAGCACUGCUCGCCUUGUUUAUCUAUGGCUGCCCCAUUUUGCUUUGCUAGCCACCCUCAGCUUUGCUCAUUCCCUCUCUGCUUUGCUCUCUUGGUCGAUGCCUCUGAUCACUGCCCUUGCAAACUAUAUAUCCGUUACUCGCCACUACAAUGUCUUUCAUCCUUGCUCUCAAAGUCCUCGGAACCCUGGUAAUUGGAUCGACAGAGCUGGAAACUAUUUUACUGUACUUCGUUUAUCCAAUUCUAACGCUACGGCUAACACGUGGCCCGAAAAUACUAGCGAAGCGGAGGAAGCCGACGGCCAAGAGGCAUUGCUGAAUCCAGAAAACUGUUGCUUAAUUUCAGAACAGUCUUCUAAGCUUCCUUCAUCGAUUGAGUCUCGGAGGCUCCGAUUCAUCUCAAUCUUCCGUACCCUGUUUAUGUCUACUCAACGUCUUCUGCUCUACAUCUCCGAAGCCUGGCUAACUACAGGCUUAGCCUGUCAACCCUUCCCUGAAUUAAGUCGUCCAUUUCCCCGUCUCCUAAGCGAUGCUCGAAGUCAAGAAUCGCCUACUUCUGCCUCAUCUUCCACUCUCAUUUCGAACUCUGGUUUAGGCUGCCAAAGACCCGGAAGGCCUACUUUUUCAGCUCUCCCUGUUUCUACCUCUCUGCCGGGUUCUUCUGGUAUAUUUCAUUCGGCUCUGCUGAUACUGCUUGCUUCUUUAAUCGCAUACCAGGUUAUGCAUACAUGA
This is a messenger RNA of Protopolystoma xenopodis, 927 nucleotides long. The record is from the annotation of a GenBank genome assembly. Lineage: Eukaryota; Metazoa; Platyhelminthes; Monogenea; Polystomatidea; Polystomatidae.